This is a messenger RNA of Diceros bicornis minor, 1382 nucleotides long. It is a transcript of the gene STAP2, whose product is annotated as signal transducing adaptor family member 2. Gene Ontology annotation, molecular function: signaling adaptor activity. Bases 58 to 1344 code for a protein of 428 amino acids. The transcript has 13 exons. The record is from RefSeq and is a predicted model, not a curated record. NCBI's taxonomy places the organism in Eukaryota, Metazoa, Chordata, Mammalia, Perissodactyla, Rhinocerotidae.
CUGGCCCAGCUGGGGCUCCCACGGGAGGGAGAGGCCGGGCAGAAGACCCGGGCCACCAUGGCCUCGGCCCUGAGCCCACCCCGGCUCCCCAGGCCCAAGCCCAAGGGUGCCCUGCCCUCACACUACCAUGAGAGCUUUCUGGAGAAGAAGGGACCUCGCGACCAGCAUUACAGGAAGUUCUGGGCAGGCCUCCGGGGUCUCACCCUCUAUUUCUACAAUAGCAAUCGGGACUUCCAGCACGUGGAGAAGCUAGACCUGGGAGCCUUCGUGAAGAUCACAGAUGAGGCUCCCCAGGGGAGCGCCCGAGAUCCCGGCACCCACUUUAGCUUGGUCCUCCGCAACCAGGAGAUCAAGUUCAAGGUGGAGAGCCUGGAGUCCAGGGAGAUGUGGAAAGGCUUCAUCCUCACGGUGGUGGAGCUCCGUGUCCCGUCCAAUCUGACCCUGCUGCCCGGACACCUGUACAUGAUGGCCGAGGCCCUGGCCAAAGAGGAGGCUCGCCGCGCGGUCGAGAUGCCCUCGUGCUUCCUGAAGGUGAGCCGGCUGGAGGCGCAGCUGCUCCUGGAGCGCUACCCCGAGUGCGGGAACCUGCUGCUGCGGCCCAGCGGAGACGGCGGGGGCGGAGUGUCCGUCACCACGCGCCAGAUGCUCAACGGGAUGCCGGUGGUCCGGCACUACAAAGUGAAGCACCAGGGUCCCAAGUACGUGAUCGACGUGGAGGAGCCGUUCUCCUGCACCUCGCUCGACGCGGUGGUCGACUAUUUCGUGUCCAACACCAAGAAGGCGCUGGUGCCCUUCCUGCUGGACGAGGACUACGAGAAGGUGCUAGGCUACGUGGAGGCAGAUGAAGAGAACGGCGAGAGUGUGUGGGUGGCGCCCUCGGCCCCCCGCCCAGGUCCUGCACCCCCUGAGCAGCCGCCUCCUGUCUCCGUCAAGCCAGUGUCCAGCCAGGACGAGCUGCCCCCGCUGCCGAACCAGGACGAGAACUACGUGAUCCCCAUUGGCGAUGCCCCGGCGGCCAACUACGUGAAUGAGGACGUGCUUCCUCCUAGUCGCCCAGUCGUCCUGAAGCCCAAGAGGUUGGCAAAGGUCCAGGGGAAGCCCCCAAAGCCACCCGUUGGGCCCAAGCCAGAGCCCAAAGGCCUCGACGGUGGCCUGGCCAGGAAGCUAGCAGGCUCAGCGCAGGCUCUCUUCCCCACAACCGGGUUGGGAGAUGUGACAGCAGAGCUGGAAGAGAAGUUGCGGAGGCGGCGGGCGCUGGAACUCGCGGCCGGACGUGCGGGGGACCAGCGGGCCCACCUCGGAGCACAGCACGUCAGUCCGCCGGAUCCCUCCUCCCAGAAUUAAAAGAUUGAGUGACUCCACGGCCUCUGUGUUUGGCUUGG